Messenger RNA from Medioppia subpectinata, 3177 nucleotides. The record is from the annotation of a GenBank genome assembly. Lineage: Eukaryota; Metazoa; Arthropoda; Arachnida; Sarcoptiformes; Oppiidae.
AUGAAAAUCCACGGAGUCCUCUGUUUGGAUCAAGAGGUCGGCCAAACCGAUACCACAUCUCUUGACCCCAUCACUGUAGACACUCUCAUUCAAAAUUUGCACCAAAGAUUCAAUAGAGACCAAAUCUAUACAUAUAUGGGAACAACAAUUAUUGCUGUCAAUCCAUAUAAGAAUUUAUCCUUUUAUUCACCGGAAGUGAUCGCUGCCUAUCAACACCACAAUCUUCUUGAUUUACCCCCACAUAUUUAUGGAAUCGUUGAACAUUUAUUUCAUUCAAUGAAAGACAGAAAUCACGACCAAUGCAUCGUUACUACAGGAGAGAGUGGUUCGGGAAAGACAGAAUCGGCCAAAAUUGCAUUGCAAUACCUUAUAUACGGCUCGAGUCGGCGAAAAAAUUUAGAGUAUCUGAAGGAACAGUUGUUGUCUUUAAAUUAUGUUUUGGAAGAUUUAUUGGAGAAGUCCCGAGUGGUUAAUCAAUCAGUUGGCGAAAGAAAUUUUCAUAUUUUUUAUCAAAUUCUCAAUGGAAUUGAUUUACAUUUAUUGAAAUUAUUAAAACUUCAGCGAAAUAUUGAAAGUUAUUCACUAUUAAGUGAUUCUCAAACAAUAAAGUCAGAUGAUAUUGACGACAAAAAUACUUUUAUUUUAACAAAAAAAGCAAUGGAAACCAUUGGAUUUACUGCCGAAGAUAUAGUUUCUGUUUUUCAAAUAAUUUCUGCAAUACUUAAGUUAGGAAACUUGCAAUUCAUACCGAAGGCCAAUAUUGACGGCACUGAAGGCUGUUCUAUACUUAAUGAAUAUGAGCUGUACGACGUGUGCGAACUAUUGGUCUCCGAUAUGACUGCUUUGGAAACUGCUUUUACACAACGAAUCAUUGAAACACGACAUGAAUUACUUGUCGCUGAUCUCUGUUCUAUUGAAGUGAGACAUACCGCCAAAAGAACAAGAGAUGCCUUAUGUAAAGCACUUUACAAUCGCCUCUUUACUUGGAUUGUCAAUAAAGAGAAUUUUUUCGAGCAAUUUCUUAUAAACUAUUGCAAUGAAAAAUUGCACCAAAUUUAUAUUGAUCUCACCAUAAAAUAUGAACAGGAAUUGUACGCCAAAGAAGGAAUUCAAUGGAAAAAGAUUGAUUUUUUUAAUAAUAAUGUAAUUUGCGAUUUGAUUGAAAAGAACAAUCACGGAAUACUAGCCCUAUUAGAAGAGGAGUGCCUGAAAGCCACUCCAAUCACUGAUGAGAUGUUCCUCCAAAACCUGAGCAAAGCCUGUGAGGAUAAUCCUUACUUUGACAGUCAGGAUAACCCAUACUAUGAAAGCCACGGAUGCAAAAACUUCGUAGUAGUGCCUCAUUUGAAUAUAUCCUGCGAACCACACAAUCCCGGAAGCACUUCAUCAUCACUGCCACCGCUGCCUAACCAUUGCUUUCGAGUCAGACAUUUCGCAGGAACUGUGACUUACUCUGUAAAUGGUUUUGUUGACAAAAACAAUGAUAUAUUAUAUAGAGAUUUAUCGUACGUUAUGUUUCAAAGUGAACACCCGUUACUAAAAGUCCUGUUCCCUGAGGGGAAUCCCUACCGAACCCAUAUUAAAAGGCCGGCCUCUAUAGCCACACAAUUCAAGAUAUCGAUCGGUGCUCUCAUGAAGAAUAUACAGUCGAAAGAAUUGCAUUUUAUAAAGUGUAUUAAACCAAACGCUGCAAAAGUACCACAAGUGUUUGAUACGGGUCUCGUUCAGCAUCAGGUCAGGUAUCAGUCCUUAGUUGAGACCUCAAGACUCCGAAAGGCCGGCUAUUGUCACAGAGAAGACUACGAAUCCUUUCUCAAACGAUACAAAAUGCUAUCACCGAUGACUUGGCCUAAAUGGACGGGCGCUCCCAUCGAGGGCGUCACACAUUUGCUCAAAGAGUUCCCAAUUCAUCCCUUGGAAUAUGCUUUUGGAAAAACCAAAAUAUUCAUUAAAAACCUAACAUUGAUGACAGAAUUAGACGAAUACCGGAACGAAAGGCUCAAUGAAUUGGUAACUUUGGUACAGAAAGUGUGGAGGGGUUGGACUCGACGUAAACUAUUUGUACAACUUGUCAAAAGUCAACAGAUUAUCUCUAAAAAUUACAAAGCUUGGAAAAGGAAAACGUAUUUGUUUUGGUUAUGCCGUCGACUGCCCUCACAAUCGCCGAUAUGCCGUGAAUGGCCAUUAGCUCCGCGCUCUUUACAGCAAACAAACUAUUUAUUACGAAAACUCUAUCAUAAAUGGAGAUGCUAUAGAUAUCGAUUACGUUUCGAUCAAACGGCUCGAAACCGAAUGCGCGAAAAAGUGACCGCAAGUCUUAUAUUUCGAGAUAAAAAAGUCUCGUAUCGAAAGAGUGUUUCCCAUCCUUUUCGCGGUGAUUACGUCCGCCUCCGACAGAGCGCCCGAUGGCAGAGGUGUUCGCAAGAAUUGGGCGAUCAAUACGUCGUCUUCGCCGACAUUAUCAACAAAAUCACUAAAAGUGGAGGAAAGUUUGUGCAGAAGUUGUUUGUGAUCAGUACCAGUGCUAUGGUUAUUAUGGAUCAGCGGACUAUGCAAUGCAAAUACCGCAUACCUGUCCAUCACAUCCACAAGAUAUCGUUGAGCCCAUACAUCGACGACAUUGUCAUCAUUCACACGUGUUCUGAUGAGAGCGGAGUGGAGGAGAGGAAGUCGUUUGUGUUUGAGUCGACGCACGUGAUCGAGAUGGUGACCAAACUGUUCCUGGUCAUCCAGAACGCUGUGGCCAAAGCGCCGCACAUCAACAUCACCAACGAAUUUGAGGCGUGGUUUGGAUCAGAUGUGGUAACGUUUGUGUUCAGGUGUUUGGGUCCGCCCGACACCACUUCCGGUCCCCCGAAGAUCCACCGAAGAGGCAAUAAACUGGAGAUCACUCUAUGAAUCGCACAACUCUUCAGUGGACACGAGUGGACACUCUUUAGGCAUUAAACAAUAAUAACAUUAACCCUAAUAUUGCUAUAAAAACCAAAACCAAUGAUUAUAUGACUUAAUAAGUGCUCAAACAAUACGAUUAUAAGUAAUGCAAUAAUUAUUACAACAAAUUGAGUGAUUAUUACAACAAUUAAAACAACACUUUUCACACAUUCACUCAAUAUUUGCUCAAAUCAUUCAAUUAUUACAAUUAAAUACAAAAUAUAAAACACUUUCAAAAGACUCAAC